AUGGAGUCAGAAAAGAAAAAAACAUUCCAAAUCAAAGCUAAGGUACCAUGUGUGAAGGGGUUCAUUGCAUUCAGAGAUGGGUUGACUAAUAUCCGUCGAGACGCAUUCACACUCAAAUAUGGGAAGAUUCUACAAUUGUUGUCUGUACUAGUACAGAAGGAUGCUAUUACCGCACUAGCCCAGUUUUAUGAUCCACCACUCAGAAGUUUCCUCUUUAGAGAUUUCCAGUUAGCCCCGACUUUGGAAGAAUUCGGAAGAAUAUUGGACUCUUCUAAGCAGAAGAAGGGACCAUUCAAGGGGUUAGGUCAAAUCCCUAAACCCGAAGAGUUGGCAGAAGUAUUAGACAACCCAGUCAAAGAUCUAACCCCUAACAUCAAAAUUUGGGGGAAGGUACAAGGAAUUCCACAAGAGUACCUAGAGAAAACUGCUCAAAGCUUUGCUGAAGCCCAGAAGUGGGAAGCCCAUGAUACUAUUAUGGCUUUACUUAUUUUUGGAUUGGUGUUAUUUCCUAAUAUGGAGAAGUUAAUUGAUGCAGCAGUUAUCAACGUGUUUUGGGCCGUCAAGGUUAAGAAUGAAGAUCCAGUGCUCGCACUCCUAGCAGAUGUUUAUCACACCUUGCACUUACGCUUUGAGAAGAAGGGAGGACUGAUGUUAUGUUGCAUACCACUCCUUUACCAAUGGUUUGUCUCUCAUGUGUUCAAAGAGAUUGAUACAAUUGAAAGUAUGGAUGGAUAUGAGUGGUCUCAAAAGCUAGUAGGACUCACUGAAAAUACCAUUAUUUGGUAUCCUCAUGGUUUGAAUGUGGAAGAUACAAUUACUAGUUGUGGAGAAUUUUCGAAUGUAACAUUAAUAGGGUCAAAAGGGUGCAUUAACUACAACCCUAUUUUAGCAGUGAGGCAGUUGGGUUAUCCUAUCACAUACAAGCCGGAUGACCAGUUGUUAGAAGGUUUUGUGUUCCAUGAUAUGGAGGAUCUCGUUAUGCUGAGAAGGGUUAUCCGAGCCUGGGAAAAAGUUCGCUUCAGAGGACAAGACAAAGGAAAGGGUGUCAUAGGGGAUAGAGAACCCUAUUAUCAAUGGGUCACCAGAAGAAGUCAAGAGAUCAAGCUGCCAUUCAUCCUCGAUCCUCCAACUCAAGCUCCACCACCAGAACCCAUCCCUGUCUCCAUGGAAGAAGUGGAAGCGUUGAAAGCUACUAUAGAAAGACUUGGACGAGAAAAUGAAGAGUUAUAG
Lathyrus oleraceus (garden pea) is the source of this 1230-nucleotide messenger RNA. RefSeq lists its product as uncharacterized. The record is from RefSeq and is a predicted model, not a curated record. The transcript has a single exon. Lineage: Eukaryota; Viridiplantae; Streptophyta; Magnoliopsida; Fabales; Fabaceae. Bases 1 to 1230 code for a protein of 409 amino acids.